Molecule: messenger RNA, 1949 nt
Organism: Telopea speciosissima
Lineage: Eukaryota; Viridiplantae; Streptophyta; Magnoliopsida; Proteales; Proteaceae
Product: AFG1-like ATPase
Exons: 14
Coding region: 125-1636 (503 amino acids)
Cellular component (GO): chloroplast; mitochondrion; cytoplasm
Molecular function (GO): ATP binding; ATP hydrolysis activity
Source: RefSeq, a predicted model, not a curated record
UCCUUGUUCCUACUGGGAGAUUGAAAGCUAUUUCCUAUCUUACUGAAAUUCUUUCUAUUCCAAAACGGUCACUUGACUGUAUUGGUUUUGUUUCUGCAGUGUAAGAUCAAAUACCUGAGUCGAUAUGAGGACAUUAGUUCGGACUGUCCGCGAAGUUCGGACUGCUCUGAGGCUUCAAGAAGGUGGUAGUUUCCAGAGUUCUUUUUGGAGGAGACAAAAACCUUUGGUCAAUCCAGUUCCUGUCACUGUAUAUCGGCCACUCCACAAUGAUGGAAUUGAUAGAUACAAGCAUCACAUUAUGAUCUCAAGAGCUCUGCACACCCCUGCUGUUAAAGAUACUAGUGGAGAUGCUGGACAAGGAGGUCCUUUUGUGGAGUAUGAGCGAAGAAUUGCUGCAGGAGAACUUGUAGAUGGUGAUCUCUGCCAGGUUGUUACCUUAAAAGAACUUCAAAGACUGUAUGAUGAGCUUGUUCAGUCUGCCGAUGCCUGUCAAUUGGAUCGGUAUGCGGCUUCUGAUAAAUCUGGGAGGAGUAGGUGGUUGUGGUCCCGUUUCAUACCACAGUUUUCUUCCUCACCUGUCAAAGGACUUUACCUCUAUGGAGGAGUGGGCACCGGAAAAACUAUGCUCAUGGAUUUGUUUUUUGACCAAUUGCCAUCUAAUUGGAGGAAGAAGCGAAUCCAUUUCCAUGACUUUAUGUUGAAUGUCCAUAGCCGCCUGCAAAGGCACAAGGGUGUCACAGACCCACUUGAAGUUGUAGCAGGAGAGAUAUCAGAUGAGUCAGUUUUAUUAUGUCUUGAUGAAUUUAUGGUAACUGAUGUUGCUGAUGCAUUGAUAUUAAACCGUCUCUUUAGACAUCUAUUCAGCAACGCUAUUAUUCUUGUUGCUACUUCAAAUCGUGCUCCAGAUAACCUGUAUGAAGGUGGAUUGCAGAGAGAUCUUUUCUUACCGUUCAUUGCCACUCUGAAGGAUAGAUGUAUGGUUCACGAAAUUGGUUCUUCUGUGGAUUAUAGAAAAAUGACAUCUGCUGAACAAGGCUUUUAUUUUGUUGGAGAAGAGUUUUCAGGCCUUCUUAAACAAAAGUUAGAGCAGUUAAUGGGCGAACAUUCUGUCCAUCCACAAGAGGUGGAAGUUGUUAUGGGAAGGACAUUGCAGGUACCACUGGGAGCUAAUGGAUGUGCAUAUUUUCCGUUUGAAGAUCUAUGUGACAAACCUCUCGGUGCUGCAGAUUAUUUUGGAUUGUUCAAGAAAUUCCAUACAUUGGCAUUGGAUGGCGUGCCAAUUUUUGGACUCCACAACAGGACAGCAGCAUACCGGUUUGUCACUCUAAUUGAUGUGAUGUAUGAAAACAAGGGCAGACUACUAUGUACAGCUGAGGGGACUCCCACUGAACUAUUUGAUAGAAUUGUUUCUGUCUCCGAUGCCAAAAACAUGGCACCCAGAACUUCUUCAAGAUCAAGGAAAAAUGAUGAUUUUGACAUUUGUGUAGACAAUGAAUUGGCAUUUGCAAAAGAUCGGACCAUCAGUAGAUUAACAGAGAUAAAUAGUAGAGAGUACUUAGAGCAACAUGCUGCCAUGUUGACAGCUGAGAAGCAAAACUCAGUAGAAGGCGGCAAAGAAGAUGCUGUACAAGCCUGAUAAAGAGGAUCAUAAGCCUGGGGUAGCCCAAGUGAUUCAUUUUCAUUGACAAUACUCAGUUGAGGGUCAAGGCAUCAUUGGGAGGGGAUGAUGUUGAAAUGAUUCCUGUCCUACUGAAUAAGAUAUGAUUCAUUAUUUGUAAAUUAUCGGGCUGGUAACCUUAGCUGACCCUGGUGAUCUGAUGCAUUGUCCUAAUAAGAUUGUCAAAGUAACAGAUUCAGUUUCCUCUUGGCAGUUAGGGUCAGCUUGGUAGCUAUCCCAUCCAUAUGGAUGUAUUGUUGAAACUGAUUUUUUAUGGGAAUAAUAAUUUGAG